This is a messenger RNA of Scaptodrosophila lebanonensis, 1851 nucleotides long. Its product is annotated as pickpocket protein 28. The record is from RefSeq and is a predicted model, not a curated record. Gene Ontology annotation, cellular component: membrane. The coding region runs from base 25 to 1746 and encodes 573 amino acids. Gene Ontology annotation, molecular function: ligand-gated sodium channel activity. The transcript is spliced from 2 exons. Gene Ontology annotation, biological process: sodium ion transmembrane transport. Lineage: Eukaryota; Metazoa; Arthropoda; Insecta; Diptera; Drosophilidae.
UAUAUUUUAAUAGGAUCAGAAAAAAUGUUAACGCGUACAAAAAGCUACGAAAUUGAUAUGGAUGUAGAUAGUGAAACGCGCGCUCUUGAGCUGCCGUCCUCAAGGCCGUGCAGAAAUCGAAUGCGAGCCUUACGCAAAGGAUUUCUCCAGGCAUAUCACACAUAUAGUGAACAUACAUCCAUACAUGGCAUACGAUACAUCGCAGAACAUCGACCCCUGAAAGAGCGUAUCUUUUGGGCCAUUGCUUUGAUCGCGUCGGUUUACUACUGUUUCAUACUAAUAAACAGCGCCUAUACAAAGUGGAAUGAAACACCGGUAAUCGUCAGCUUCGCAGAAAAGUCUACGCCCGUGUGGAAUAUCCCUUUUCCGGCAAUUACAAUAUGUUCGGAAACAAAACGGAUCCUCAAAAUGGAUGGUCCUACCUUUGCUGACCUGUACAGCCAGAUGAAGGAGGAUAGUAAGGAAGGGCGAGUCUUCAAGCCGGAUAAUAUCAGCGAUAUGGAAAUUGAAGAGUUUCGUACGCUUCUCCACGUCUGCAAUACGCAAAUAAUCGAUCCGAAUAUGCCGCUUUUGCCAGGCGAGGAUAUAUCAUAUUACGAUGUGCUGGAUCGCAUGUUGCCGCCAUUUGAACGAUAUUUCUUCUACUGCCGCUGGUUGAGUCGUUUUAAUGAGUGUGAUAAGUUCUUCAAAAAAACUCUAACGGAGGAGGGGAUUUGCUAUACAUUUAAUGGUUUGCAUUCCACGGAUAUUUACCGUGAAGAUACCUAUCAGUUUCAGAGAGAUGCCAAAAACAAAGUCGACGACCUAGAUGGUAAAAAUACAAGCGCGUUGUAUCCACCAUGGUCAUUGGAGACAGGCUACGCACCCAACAGUGAUGUGGAAACGUAUCCUGCCCGAGUACUCAGUGCUGGUGCACGCUCUGGCAUUUUUAUGGCUCUACAAACAUUUAAAAAGGAGGUGGACUACGCCUGUCGCGGACCAGUGCAAGGUUUCAAAGUACUUCUGCAUGCUCCAGAUGAUGUGCCUCAGGUAUCGAAGCAAUUUGUGCGCAUACCCAUGGCUAAAGAGGUGCUAAUUGCAGUGAAGCCGAAUAUGAUCACCACAUCAGAAGGCAUUGCCGAAUACCAUCCAUUAAGACGUCAAUGCUUUCUAAGUCAUGAGCGUACAUUGCGUUUUUUCAAGGUCUACACACAGUCCAAUUGCCAGUUGGAAUGUUUGGCUAAUUUUACACUCGCGAAAUGCGGCUGCGUUAAGUUUUCCAUGCCUCGUACUCUGGAUAUGCCAGUUUGCGGAGAAGAUAAAAUUUAUUGCUAUGAUCGCGCUGAGCGCAAACUAUUAGUGCGUGAAUUUCAUCGUCUGCGAGAUCUUAACGCUGCUGAUGGAGUUCAGCGUGGAGAGGAAAUGGCUUGCAAUUGCAUGCCCGCCUGCACUUCGCUGGUAUACAAUACGGAAAUCUCGCAGGCCAAUUUCGAUUUGGAAGAAAUGUUGAUCGCUGAUGGAGAUACGGAAUUUCUACGUGAAUAUCCCGGCUCACAAAUGUCACGUUUAUCCAUUUACUUCAAGGAGAGCCAGUUUAUAACUUCGAAGCGUUCAGAACUAUAUGGCGUAACGGACUUUUUGGCUAAUUGCGGGGGCAUUUUCGGCUUAUUUAUCGGAUUCUCUUUGCUCAGUCUUGUGGAAGUUUUGUACCAUUUCACGCUGCGUUUCUGCUGGAACGUAAAAAAUUUUAUGAAAAUGGAAAAGUAGGUAUUUUGAAGCUAUUUUGUAAUUUAAUAUGUAUAAAUAUUAAAUUUAAUCAGUAUAUAAAAAUACAUACCAAGAGGGAGUCAUCCCCAGUGCCCACACACCCAA